Molecule: messenger RNA, 987 nt
Organism: Aureobasidium pullulans EXF-150
Lineage: Eukaryota; Fungi; Ascomycota; Dothideomycetes; Dothideales; Saccotheciaceae
Exons: 4
Coding region: 1-987 (328 amino acids)
Source: RefSeq, a predicted model, not a curated record
AUGGCUCUUGGUUUCGUCGACGCUAUCGGUCUGCUUGGCACUGGUUUAGGUAUCAUUCAGUUUGGCUUGGACAACUUCGUUCCCGAUCAGAAGGAUGCUCAAGGUACCAUCGUCGGAAUCAAAGGCGGCGACGGCGCAGGAGCUUCGAACACUCUGGGUGGUAAGAUCUCCAAGGUCUAUGCCUACAACUCCCAGAACGUGCAGCUCGGCACUGCGGGUAGCCAGACUAUGGCUGGCAAUGCCGACUACCUGACCUACACUGUCGACCAAGAUGUACCUGGUGCGCAAGGCCAGUAUGUUGGGAUCCAGAAUGGCAACGACGCCACCUGUAUCGCAUGGAUUACAGUCAAGAUGUUCGACAAUUCCCUCGGUGGCGCUUGGACCGGAGACAUAGGUCGCUCAUGUGGCCAAUCUUGGUUCGAGAGUCAAGAAGUUGCAGGUCAGCUCGAAGAUGGGAGUGUUUAUCGCCCUUCUUGCACAUGGCUCGACGGCAAUCACGACAAUGAGAUCCCAAGCGCAGCUCUCAAGUUCUCAACCUACUCCUAUGGUCCCGAUACCAGCCAUGUCACGCUCGACAGAGAUGCAUGUGCAUCCACCAUCUUCGCCGCCGAUGAGAAGGAAAUCAAGGGCAACAUGGCCAAGCGAAGCAACCUCCAGCGUCGUGCCCGUCUCUCUUGGAUGGAGCAGAAGCUCGUCAUCUCCAACAUUCCCUCCCACAGCGCAACCAAUCUUUGCAACUCGGAAACAUCCUGGGGCCCUGACUUCGCCGAUAGCUAUGGAAUGCUCUGCGACAUGGGCACCAAGACUUUGUACACCUUGUGCUCCAAAGAGCAGAUCGACGGCUGUGUCAACAUUUCCACUGAACAAUAUCGAAACAGCACCAACACAGCGUCUGUAGCUAUGCAGCAGCGCUCGAUCGCCAAGCGCACUGUGUCUACCGCUUUUAAGACUUACGAGCAAACCUCUGUUUGGGGUGACAACAACUGA